AUGGCUAGGGUGUUGAUGUUAUUGUCUGUGAUAUUCAUCAGCGUUUAUGUGACGGAACAAGCAUACUUUUUGCAGAAAGAUUUCAUUGACAAUAUCAAUGAAAAAGCGACUACCUGGAAGGCAGGUGUAAACUUCGAUCCAAAUACACCAGAGCAACAUAUCCUAAAACUUUUGGGAUCAAAAGGAGUACGAAUUCCAAGCUUAGAUAAUAUUAAUAUGUACAAAACCGACGAUGAGGCUUACGACAACUUAUUCGGCAGAAUUCCAAGGCACUUUGACGCUAGAAGAAAAUGGAGACAUUGUCAAACGAUCGGAGAAGUCCGUGACCAAGGAAACUGUGGAUCGUGUUGGGCGGUGGCCACAAGCUCGGCUUUUGCUGACCGUUUAUGUGUAGCUACAAAUGGUGAUUUCAACGAACUGCUAUCCGCCGAAGAAAUCACUUUCUGCUGUCAUUUAUGCGGCUUUGGAUGUAAUGGCGGUUAUCCGAUAAAAGCAUGGAAACGUUUUAGUAAACACGGUCUAGUAACCGGAGGUGACUACAAUUCAUCAGAGGGUUGUGAACCAUACAGAGUCCCUCCUUGCCCCUAUGACGAUGAAGGAAAUAAUACAUGCGCUGGUAAACCAAUGGAAUUAAAUCACAGAUGCAGGAGAACUUGUUACGGAAAUCAGGACCUCGAUUUCAAAGAAGAUCACAGAUACACACGUGACUACUACUACCUCACGUACGGCAGCAUCCAAAAGGACGUUAUGACGUACGGACCAAUUGAAGCAUCGUUCGAUGUAUACAACGAUUUUCCCAAUUACAAGUCAGGUGUUUACGUGAGAUCUGAAAAUGCCACAUACUUGGGAGGACAUGCCGUUAAAUUGAUCGGUUGGGGUGAAGAAUACGGAGUGCCAUACUGGUUGAUGGUUAACUCGUGGAACGAAGAUUGGGGUGAUAACGGUCUUUUCAAAAUUCGACGAGGCACAAACGAAUGUGGUAUCGACAAUUCGACAACUGCUGGUGUACCAGUGACUAAUUAA
Macrosiphum euphorbiae (potato aphid) is the source of this 1023-nucleotide messenger RNA. Lineage: Eukaryota; Metazoa; Arthropoda; Insecta; Hemiptera; Aphididae. The record is from the annotation of a GenBank genome assembly.